Molecule: messenger RNA, 592 nt
Organism: Rubroshorea leprosula
Lineage: Eukaryota; Viridiplantae; Streptophyta; Magnoliopsida; Malvales; Dipterocarpaceae
Source: the annotation of a GenBank genome assembly
AUUUGUUAAUUACUCAGGUAUACAUAUCAACGCAGCAUAGCACGCAAUGACCCGAUACUGAAUAAUUUAUAAAUAUUGUUGGCAGGGGUGCUAACUUUCAAUCAAUCAUUCAUGUUUGAUCAUAAUAUAUACGGUAAAGUGGUCAUCAGUCCUGACUCCCAAAAAAAAUUUGGAGUCCCAACCAAAAACGACGUCGUUUCUUGAUCCCAGCCCCUAGUUCUUCUCCGCCCCUUCUGCAAUCAUCUCCAUCUCCUCCGCUUCUGCAAUCAUCUUCAUCAUCUCCAAUAUGAACAAAGUGCCAAACAAAUUAUGAGGAUUGUAAGGAAGAAAGCAAAGGGACCACAAUUCCGGAAAUGAUAGGAAUAACGGCAAAGUUGGGUCGGCGGCGUGAGACAAUUGCAAAAGGGGUGAAGAAGGAGAUGGAGAUGAUUGCAGAGGGGGGUGGCAGCAGUGGCUGGAUUUUUGAGUGAAAAAUUGAAGGAAUUGGAGGAGCGAGAAACAGGGGCUGGGGAUUUUUGGAGAAAAGACGAACAGCAGACUGUAUAUUUUGGGAGAAAACGACGUCGUUUGGUCGGGACUCCAAUUUUUGUUU